This is a messenger RNA of Glarea lozoyensis ATCC 20868, 237 nucleotides long. Its product is annotated as Cysteine alpha-hairpin motif. The record is from RefSeq and is a predicted model, not a curated record. Gene Ontology annotation, biological process: mitochondrial respiratory chain complex IV assembly. Bases 1 to 237 code for a protein of 78 amino acids. Gene Ontology annotation, cellular component: mitochondrial intermembrane space. Gene Ontology annotation, molecular function: copper ion binding; copper chaperone activity. The transcript is spliced from 3 exons. Lineage: Eukaryota; Fungi; Ascomycota; Leotiomycetes; Helotiales; Helotiaceae.
AUGGCUUCGCAGGCUAUCUCCAUGCCAACCGCCACCGGCGCAAAUAUGGGAUCAGAUCUCAAAUCCGCAGGACCCGCCGCCGCGAAGGUUAAGCCUUGUUGUGUAUGCCUGGACGAAAAGAAAACUCGCGACGAAUGCAUGCUGUUCAGUAAUGCGAAAGAUCCACAGCAAGACUGCAUGUCCACGAUCGACAAAUACAAGAGCUGCAUGAAAGGCUUCGGAUUCAACCUACCAUAA